Prorocentrum cordatum is the source of this 1413-nucleotide messenger RNA. The record is from the annotation of a GenBank genome assembly. NCBI's taxonomy places the organism in Eukaryota, Dinophyceae, Prorocentrales, Prorocentraceae.
GCGGCGCUCCCGGCCCUGCCGGAGCCCGCGCUCGGCGCGCUCCUGCUGGGCGCCCUCGCAUUGGCCGGCGCAGCCCCGGCGCGGCGCGGGAGGGGGCCCCGGGGCCAGGAGUACGGGGCGCUCCGGGACCCCGAGAUGCAGAAGGUGGCCAUGGAGUUCUCCACGGGCGGCACGGUGCUGGUGCGGGCGCCCAUGGGCGGCGGCUCCGGCGAGCUCGCCGUCACCGCGCACCCGGCGGGCCCAGCGCGCGGCGGCCAGGUGGAGCUGGGCGGCCAGCGCGAGGAGUGGCGGGUGCUGCGGUUUCGCCCCGGCGAGGCCCAGGCCGACAGCUACAUCCAGUCCAUCGCGCGGGUCUCCGUCGGCCCGGGGCCGAGCGCGAGGCAGAUCGGCAGCUGCCUGCCGCUGGUGUACGCCAGGUCCAUGGUGGCAGUGUCCCUGGCCGCGCUCGCCGUCAUUGGUGCCCCCCUGCUCACGCCAGGGAGGCCCCUGAGGGUCCUGUGCAUCGGCCUCGGAGGCGGCGCCCUGGCCUCCUUCCUCGCGCAGGCCGUGCCGCACUGCAGGGUCGACGCCGUGGAGCUCAGCCCCGAGGUGCUGGCGGCGGCGCGGGAGGGGAUGGGGUUCGCCGAGGGUCCGCGCCUCCGGGCCAUCCUGGGUGACGGCGCGGCCGUCGCCAGGGGAGCCGCCGAGGGCGCAGAGGAGGAUGCAGGUGCGUACGAUGCUGUCCUGAUCGACGCCGCCGACGAGAGGGGCCGGGUGCCCGAUGUGUUCCUGGCACCAGACGGCGACUUUGCCAGCCGCGCUCUCGGGGGGCCUGCUGGCGCGGAGGGCCGGCCUGGUGGCCGUCAACCUGCAGCCCGAGGACGACGCGGGGCGCGCGCUGGGCUCCUGGGCGCGCGCGCUGGCGGAGAGGGGCGCAGGGACGGGCUUCUGCAUCCGGGAGCCCAGCCUCACUCUGGACGGCUUCGAGGCGCCGGGAACCGGCAACAUCGUUGCCGUGCAGCUGUGCGGCGAGCGGGCCGCGGUGCCGAAGGGAGAGCUGCCCGCCAGGCUGGCCGCGGCCGCUGCGGAGGUCCAGGCCGCCACCUCGAGCCCGUACGACCUGGCGGAGCUCGCGGUCAACGAGCUGGAGUGACGCCGCCGCGGGGCGGCCGUCGCUGCGGCGGGCGCGCCGCUGGGGCUGCUGCGGUUGGUGAGCUGCUCGCCGGGCAGGCCGCGGCCGGCACCCGCGGAGGUGCGCGGGUGCCGUCGCCCGUCGAGCCCGUGCGGCCCGGCGGUGCCCUGGCGGUCAGCGAGUGGCGGAUGGCAGGCGUCAGCCGCUGCGGCGUGGGGCUUUGGUGCGUGCGCGCCCCAGGCAUGUCGGCGCGGCUGGACAGUGAUUAUUCAUCGUCCACAUUCGUUCCACAAUGCAAGUGA